Messenger RNA from Octopus bimaculoides (California two-spot octopus), 6380 nucleotides. RefSeq lists its product as uncharacterized. Gene Ontology annotation, molecular function: protein binding. The record is from RefSeq and is a predicted model, not a curated record. NCBI's taxonomy places the organism in Eukaryota, Metazoa, Mollusca, Cephalopoda, Octopoda, Octopodidae.
AUCAUCACCACAAAAGCUGUGCAUUUUAGAUGGUUCAGAGAAACUAACCAUCACUGUAGUCUCACUACAAGACAACCAUCAAUAUAAGAGAAUAUCAAUAUGUUGAUAAAUGCCAUUCGUGACUACUGCUAAUAAGAGAGUCAUUCAGAUGUUGCUCAUUGAACUAAGAAUAGAUUGACUAUAAACAAACCACAAAGCCGCAAUGUAUUGUGACCAAGCUUCUGAGCCGGAUGAAAUGUUUCCCGUUGUUUCUAACAUAGAUGAACUUGAAGAGCGAAUAGUCGUAAGAAAUAUUCCCCAGAGACUCCUAGAAGAUUAUGACUUUGCACAAUUCAAAGACAUUGACUGGUCAGAACAAUCAGCUACGUCUCCUGAUGAAUUGCGAAGUAAAGUAAAAGAUGACUCAGUAGAACUUCUUAAAGAAUACCUGGAAAAUAAAUCAGAUUCUCUGAAACAACGUGCCUUGCAAUAUGCUAUGGAAGAUAACCAAAUCGAAACAGUCAAGUGUCUAAUUGAAUAUUUAGAUGAAUAUAUCUUGCUUAAGAAAUAUGAUCUAGUUAGAAAUGAAGGAAUUAUUGAGAAAAGUUUAUUACAAUAUAUAACUGAAUCAAACGAUAAAGAAAUGGCAAAAUGUUUCUUAGACAAAUUCCCAAACGAAAAUCGUCCGGAAAUUAUUCUACAAGAAGUUCUUAUGAAUAUUCCGGGGAAAUUAUUCCGAACAACAACAUGUUACCAUUUAGCUGCUUAUUUAGGCCUAAGUGAAUUAACAAAUUUCUAUAAAUCGCAGGGAAUUACCGUAGAUAGUAAAACUCUGAUGGAAGAAACCGCAUUAAUGUGGGCGACACGGGGUGAUCAGAAGUCACUAAUUGAAGAGCUUAUAAGUAUGGGUGCUUGCCCAUUUUUAAAAAACAUUAAUGGAUGUACUGCACUUCGUUGGGCAGUACGUUAUGGACACAUCGAAUGCGUCAACAUUCUUUUAAAAUAUUUCACAAAUGAACAUCAAUCAGAUUUAAUAUCAUCUCUUAAUCUUGCAUCAGCUUUCGGCUACAGUAAAAUCGUUGAAGCGAUAAUUGCCUCAUCUCUGAUUGAUGUGAACACCCCUGACUGCUAUCAGCUAUAUCCUAUUCAUUAUGCAGCGAAUAAAGGUCACGAAGAUGUCUUACGACUUUUAAUCCAGAAUAAGGCAGACCUUAAUGUAACAAAUGCAAAAGGAGAUACGGCUUUGUUUUUGGCAAUACAAAAUGAUCAGGUGCAUAUUGUUCGGAUGCUGAUAGAAUAUGGUUGUAAUGUCUAUCUCAAGAAUAUGGAAGGCAAGGAUAUUUGGUCCUUUGCACUACUUAAGAGAAAUAAAGCUUGUUUUCAAGGUCUCAUACAUAUUAUUGCGGAAAAAAUUACUCAGGGAAGCACCGAGAUGAAGAUGCUAUUUAACACUCGCUCACCUGUGUUUGAGAUUGCAAAAAAUGGAGAUUUAAGUGGACUAGAGAUUUUAGAAAAACGUAAAUUAGAUAUGAAAAUAAAAGAUGAAGGUGGUAAUACAAUACUGCAUAUUGCCGCUCAAGGUAAGCAUCAUGAUAUCGUGGAGCGUUUUAAGGACCCAAAUUUCCUUAAUGAACAAAAUAAUAACGAGGAAACCGCAUUUCAUUUAGCUGCUUCGACUGGAAAUUUUGAAACAAUAAAUGCGUUUCUUAAAUUAGGAGCAAAAGCUAAUAUUAAAAAUUGCAAUGGAGAAACAAUUUUGCAUAUUGCUGCAAAAUCUAAAAGUACUUCUGCCGAGGUCAUGAAGCUUUUAGUUAAUUACAUGAUGAACAGACAUUCUUGGGAUAAUUUAAAUGACAUUGAUAAGGAAGGAAGAAAUGCCCUUCAUGUGGCCGCACUAUAUGGCUCACCAGACGUUAUUUGGGAAUGCCGUAGUUUGACCUGUAAUACAUCUGAUAUGAAUGGUGAUACUCCAUAUCAUUUAGCUAUUCGUGCCGGGCAACCAGAAAUAUUUCAGAAGAUGCUCGAUAUUUAUGACUUUAAAAUGAACAAAGCAGAUCUCAACAAAAGGAAUAAAGAAGGAGAAACUGUAGUUUUUAAAGUCAUUGAAAAAAGAUUUUUAUGUUGCUUUAAAAGGUUACUUCAACACAAUAUUGAUUUAACAUUUAAGUACAAAGAGAAAGAAAAUACUGUCCUCCAUGAUUUAGUUAAAAUUUGCAUCAGAAACAGUGAAUGUCUCGAAUUUUUCGACAUACUACAUGAUCAUUUUACUUCUAAAAAUAACUUGAAAUUUUCUUCCAAAGACUUCCGAAAAUUAAUUUUUGAAGUGAAGAACAAAAAACAGUUAAGUGUGUUUAGUUUGGCUUUCAUAAAAUGUGCUAAAGACAUUAUAAAUAAACUGAUGACACUAAAAUAUGUAACGCAGUUUGAUAUAGACGAUUGUAAGUAUUUUGAUGUGACACAAAUCCUGUUAAACAAUGAUAUACGUUUCAAAAACAUUAAAAAAGACUCUGAUACAAGUAUGCCUUCUAGCAGCGCCUUUGAAAUAUUUCUUAGUAUGGAAACUAAGCCGUCGCUUGGGGAACUUUUCACUAUCUUACCAUUAAAACAUAUCGCAGUAGUAUACAAAGAAAUGAAUCAGGUUCUGUGUGCCGCGGCAAUGUUGGUGCAUUUUUCACAUAUGCUCUUGUUGACUGUCAAUGCCAAUCAGCUGGUGAAAUAUAAAGUAGAUGAAGUGAAGAACAUUAACUUAAAUCUAAUAGUUAUUUGUAGCUUAUGUGAACCAGUUGUAAUCCUAAUUUUCUGUCUGAUAUCUUUGUUCCGUUCUACCUGCAAUUAUUUAGGAUAUAAAGGACGUGACGAGGAUCCUGAAGAGGAUGAUGAAAAUCAUCAUCAACACAAUAAACUAUACUUAGGUGCAGACAUUGAUAAAAAUUCUUGUCAAUAUAAAUUGAAAAAAUUCACAAAAUAUGUACGAAAAAAAUUUCUAUUAACAAUAAUAAUGUCCAUUUAUUCAGUACUUUCUAUCGCAUGGAUUAUUCAGCGAUGUACAAAUAAUCCAGACUACUACAUAUGUUUAGGUGUGGUUUUAUGCUAUGGUUGGCUUCUUGGCAUAACUUUUAUACGAGGUUUGAAACCAUUGCAUUACUUUUGGCGUGUGCUAUCGGAAAUGUUAGAAAGGGACAUUUUGAGGUUUUUUUGCAUGUACACGUGCGUUUUAUUAGCUUUUUCGCUUUCAUUUCAUAUCUGGUUAAAUGGUUCCGGUAAUCUUAAGGACGAAAACCCUUGGUUAACAAUCUUUGCGUUGUUUAAUUUAAUGUUAGGAAUGGGAGAAAUAUUUGAUUUUAGUUUGCAAGAUGCCUUGAAUGAAGGUAGUUCACUGACUCACAUGUACAAAGCAUUAUAUUGCUUAUAUUUUCUAAUAGGUAUCAUUAUUUUUAUAAAUCUUCUGACGGCAAUGUUAAAUGAUACUUAUUCAGUAAUUAAAUCAAAAAACGAACUUAACUGGCAAAUAGAUUCAAUUAAGCAAGCCAUUCGAGUUGAGAAGAUUCUUCCUUGCGUAAGAUUACUCUUCUAUCGUGGAAAGAUUGAAAGAAUGAAAUGUCUUGAUAAUGAGGACGAUUCAAUUAAAUAUUACGCUAUUUUACCACUAAAGAAAAACAAAAACAAUCAAAAAUGAAAUAAAUGAGAAGUUAGACAUCCUUACAGAAUCCACUAGUUUUAGUUUAGAUAUCAAAGAACCAAAGAAAGUGCAGACAUCAAUGGAAAAUAUUCGAAAGAUACUUCAUCAGCAUAAUAGAUGAAAUUAAAAUAUAUAUGUGUACACACACACACACACAGUUAAAAGAAAAGAAGGAUUAAAAGAUCCUGGCUGAUAUCAAUAAAGCACUCAGUAUUAAAAGAAUUUUUUUUCUUUUUCUUUCCCACAUAUAUGGGGAGACUGGAAGGUUGGUUUGGAGUUUAGACCCAUUUUGUUGCAACAAUUACAUGAAAUCUAGUUCUUAACUGGUACUAAUUUCAGCAACAUCUGAAAUGACUACAAGGAUCAAAUCCCAAACAUCAAGAACUCUAACUAAAUACAACAAGCAUUUUUCAGUUGCUCUCCUAUCACCAUUCUUAUGAAAGCCAGAAUGUUACAUUAUUGUUAUCAUCAGUUUAAUGCACUCUUUUCUAUGAUUGCAUGGGUCAGACAGGAGUAUUUUGGGGGCAGAGGCUUCUUUAUAUGGAUGUCCUUCCCGUCAUCAUUUCCCAUUUGUUUCCCAGUCUAUCAAACAAGCAGCUUAGACAUAUUUAUGUAGAGAAUAGGAAACAAACAACACAGUACGGAUGAGCCUUUUGCUUUACAAAAAUUGUACAACAUAUCAAGCCUGGAUGUGCUUUCAUAGUGAAAUGCAAGCAAAUCAUACUGUUAGCAAAGCCAUUGCUCACAAUUAGUAAGCAAAACAUGAGCAGUCAAAGGGAAUACAAACUCAUUCACAGAAACAAAUAACAAAUACAUUAACAUAUAUAUUAAUUCAUGAAUGACAAGAGAACAAGAGUCAUAAAAUCAACUUCAUUGGCUGGCAGCUUUUUCUGCUAUAAGAAGCAGUGAACUCAAGAAUGUAUGUAUUGAGUUCUAACAAUUGGUUAUUGAUAUCACUAUGCCUAAGUGAAAUCAGAAAAUACAUACAAUAUAUAUAUAUAUAUGUAUAUAUGUAUUGGUUUCAAAUUUUGGCAUAUGGCCAGCAACUUUUGGGCAAAAGAAAUCAGUCAAUUAGAUUGAUCCCCACAUGCAGUUGGUACUUAUUUUAUUGGCCCCGAAAGGAUGAAAGGCAAAAUCGACUUUGGUAGAAUUUGAACUCUGAACAUAGGGAUGGAUGAAACAUUGCUAAGCAUUUUACCUAGUGCAGUAACAAUUUUGCCAGCUCACCACCAAGAUAUAUACACAUGCAUACACACACACAUAUACAUAUAAUGAGCUUGUUUCAGUUUCAGUCUACCAAAUCUACUCACAAGGCUUUAACUAGUCCAGGGCUAUAGCAGAAGAUACUUACCCAUGGUGUCACAUAGUGGGACUGAACCCAAAAACCAUGUGGCUGGGAAGCAAACUCAUUAACCACAUAAUCAUACCUGCAUCUUACAAAAUACUCUACCUUGGUGCAGUUACAGAUUGUAGAAAUCUUCAUAAUCAGCAUCAUCAGUAUUUUAUGUUCAUUUUUCCAUUAUUUACAUUUGACAGAUAUUUAUCCUCAUCUUGUUUGUUGUUAACACAAUAUUUCAGCUGAUGUACUCUCUAGCCUUCAUCAGGUGUCCUGGAGGAAUUUUGAACCUGGGUUCUCAUUCCUAAGGUAUUUUUAUGAUAUUAUUAUUAUUCUUAUUCAGGUCACUGCCUGGAAUCAAACUUCGCACUCUUAACCACUAUGCCAUAUUCCUGUGGGCAAUUAUGGCGUGAAUUUUAGGGUUUAUAAAUCUAAUAUUUUCCUAUUCUUCCUUAAUACUGGUUCCCAUAUGCUACUUAUAUCUGCACUAGGUUUGCUUAGGAGGUUACUGUGUCCUAGCAUAUGUGCUGCCUCUUUUAGUUUUCGUAUUUUCCAGUGGUGUUCUCUGUCUAUUAUUUUAACUUCAUCCCAGUCUCCGUUUUUUCAUACAUGAUCAGCUAUAUCCGAUUUAUCAAUGUCUCCUCAUGUCACAGCUCUGCGAUGUUCCUCUACCCUUAUUUUGAGGGGGCAGCAUGUUUUACCUUUGUAUAACCUACAUCAGCCGAAACGUUGUGCUAACAACAAACAGGAUGAGGAAAAAUAUGUCAAAUGUAAAUAAUGUACAUAAUUCCUCAUCUCUCAAAUAUAGAACUGUUUCAUUUUUCCAUGUAGGCACAGAUUGGACAGAUCUGUUCCAGCACAAUGUUUUGCUACUUGUUGUCCUUUGUCAUCUAAUAUACAGAACAACAGAAAAAACAGACAAAUCUUUGUUGUUGUGCAUGUUAUGAUUGUUAUAGCUGAAUGUCCAUUUUAUCACCUAUCCCUUUAUAGAAAUGACUGAAUGAAUCAUUGUGCUACUGACAAUGUUAGUGAGCGAGAUAUUAUGCAGUGGACAACUCAACUAAAUAAUUAACAUUUAGUACAAUCUGAUUUUCUUACUUUUUUGGCUUCAGACCAUCUGUUAUUUUCCAUUCCUCACCCUCAGAGAAAUUGUUUAGAUGUUUUAAACUCUUUAUUAAAGAGUAAACAAAACAAAUUACAACAAAAGAUGCAUGAAAUUGAUUCUAAAUAGAGUCAAAAUGUUUAUUAUAAUAUACAAUAUAAUUUUGUACUCAAUUUAAUAAUUUCUAUAAUAUAAAUGAGAAUAAAUUAUAGCAGCAUAUAUUGCUGUACAUGUUUGAAGAUAACUUAAUACAAAAUAUAAAUAAAUAAUAGCAAAUAAAAAAA